GGCCCAACAUCAUCCUCCGCGUCCCUCGCCUUAUCCCUACCGUCGGAUUCUCCGAGCAGGGACGGAACUUUAGUACAACAUCUUGCCUCGACCCUUCCUCCUUUCUCUUCUUUUUCUGUUGCGCGAAGCAUUUUCUCUGUUGUUCCUUCUUCGUUUUUCUCCAUCUGAAUCCCUGACCCUAAGUCCUAGGAACUGACCCUUCUGCCCCAAAGAUCACGUAAUCUCUGAGGGUUUCUUCAUUUUCUUGUCCGGACUUGUCUGUUUUCACACGAGGAUUUUUUAAUUGGAGAGGUUUCAGUUCUUGUUAGAUUUUUCGGUAGAAGGGAUUUGAAUUUGCAUCCCUUUAAUUCGAGUUUAGGGUGAAUUUUUUAUGGCAUUUGAAUGCCAAGAGGGUACUGAAGGUUGUUUGUUAGAGAAUUUCACAUAUAUUGUUGGCAAUUCUUCGAAUGAACAAGUUGAAUUAGAUCAAACCAAACAAUAUUCUAACAAUCAAGUUCCAACCGGGGAUUUCAAACCUGAAAAUGGAACGGGGACACUCGCCAUCUCAAAAGUUGCAUCGGAAUUAAAUUCCAAGUUGGGAAUUACAAAAUUUUCUAACUUGUCAUCAAAUGAUGUUUCAUCUGUUUAUCGUCGGUCAAUUACUGACCUUCCUCCGGCCUUGAUAUCUGAAAUUCUUAAUUGCCUUGACCCAAAGGAGCUUGGUAUAGUUUCCUGUGUCUCAACAAUCCUCCACAGGAUUGCAUCUGAGCACCAUGUUUGGAAGGAUUUUUACUGCGAGAGGUGGGGUGUUCCAAUAGUUCCAAACACUCUGGGCUCAGAGUUAUCAGAUGAGAAAACUUGGAAGAAACUCUUUGUGGAGAGGGAAUUCAGGAGCAAAACCUUUUUAGGACGUUAUACUAUUGAUGUUCUGCAUGGUCACACAGAAGCAGUUCGCACUGUUUUUCUUUUAGCUUCUGCGAAACUCAUUUUUACUUCAGGAUAUGACUCCACUGUUCGGAUGUGGAAUAUGGAAGAAGGGUUGUCAAUUGCAACUUCUCGGCCUCUUGGUUGCACCAUCCGGGCAGUUGCUGCAGACACUAAACUUUUGGUUGCUGGGGGCACCGAUGGCUUUAUUCAUUGUUGGAGAGCUGUUGAGGGGCUUCCUUGCUUGUUCGACCUCAAGGGUUCUCAGAGCCCAGACAUUGAAUUUCGACUUUGGGAACAUGAAGGGCCUAUCACUUGCCUUGCUUUGGAUCGGACAAGGAUUUACAGUGGCUCUUGGGACAUGACUGUACGUGUGUGGGAUAGAUCUUUAUUGAAGUGCUUACAUGUUUUGAGACACUGUGACUGGGUUUGGGGCCUUGCUCCUCAUGAUACUACGGUGGUAGGCACAUCAGGCUCUGAUGUUUAUCUUUGGGACACUAAUAAUGGAACUCUAAUUACGGUUAUUCACAAUGCUCAUGGAGGUAAUACAUAUGCUUUGGCACGGAGUCAUACGGGGAAUCUUAUUUUUACUGGCGGAGAGGAUGGAGCAAUACGAAUGUUUGAGAUAACAGGUCAUAGUGUUGAGAAUAAUGUUUUUCCAGUUGCAACAUGGAUUUCUCAUUCGGGCCCUGUGUUUUCCCUUGCAUUUGAGUUUCCCUGGCUUGUUUCAGCUUCUACUGAUGGGAAGCUAUCACUAAUUGAUGUAAGAAAGCUGUUGAGGACAAGCAGGCGCUCUUCAAUGAGAAACAAUCGAAGAGUUUAUGAAUUUGAUAUGAACAGUGUUGAGCCUCCUCAGAGGAUGCUGCAUGGGUUUGGGUGCAAUUUAUUCUCAGUUGACAUUGGUGCUGAUCGUAUUGUAUGUGGAGGCGAGGAAGGUGUUGUUAGGGUCUGGAACUUCUCACAGGCUUUGGAGGUUGAGCAGAGAGUCCGCACUUUAAGAGGAAUGCGAUUAGAAAAUAGAAUGAGGCGACGCAGACUUCAAAUAGAGAUGAACAGCAUGGGUGGUCGGACUGAUCAAUGUUCAGUUGCAGCCAAGAAGAACCCAAUGAACGGAGAAAGGGGUAGUUCCUGGCACAAUAAGAGGGCAGUGACUGUGAGUGGGAAAUUAAAAGCCUAGUUGCUGAUAGAAGUCAAUUGUUUGUUUCUGCUUUCCAUGCACUCUUGCUAAUUACUCUUUGGCUGGUCAUGUAACUGAAGUAUACUAAUAAAUUGUAAGCAUCUAUUGUGUCUCUUUUCAUAGUUUUUUCCUUCAAGAAUGGCAGUUAGGUGAUACUGUGAUAGAAUGUUAAUUUGAUGGCAGUAAUGGAUGAUGUGUUGCGUAA
This is a messenger RNA of Malania oleifera, 2285 nucleotides long. RefSeq names its product F-box/WD-40 repeat-containing protein At5g21040. NCBI's taxonomy places the organism in Eukaryota, Viridiplantae, Streptophyta, Magnoliopsida, Santalales, Ximeniaceae. The coding region runs from base 371 to 2080 and encodes 569 amino acids. Gene Ontology annotation, molecular function: protein binding. The transcript has 2 exons. The record is from RefSeq and is a predicted model, not a curated record. Gene Ontology annotation, cellular component: preribosome, large subunit precursor.